This is a messenger RNA of Penicillium paradoxum, 1200 nucleotides long. RefSeq lists its product as uncharacterized. Lineage: Eukaryota; Fungi; Ascomycota; Eurotiomycetes; Eurotiales; Aspergillaceae. The record is from RefSeq and is a predicted model, not a curated record. Gene Ontology annotation, molecular function: O-methyltransferase activity. The coding region runs from base 1 to 1200 and encodes 399 amino acids. The transcript has 4 exons.
AUGACGAUCAUCACUCCCCUGUAUAGUAUGGUCAACCGUCUGGGCCAGAUGGUCUUGAAAGAAGGUUCAGAGCCCUCUCCACAAGCCCACUUCGAGUUAUUGCGAAUGAUCAAUCAGCUGAGAUCUGCAGUGGAGACGCCGACAGAGACUGUGCUGCGUCUCAUUUACCAGCCUCCUCAAAAUGCCGCAUUGCGUGUCGUCAUUGAUUUGGGGAUUUUUGCCUUGCUCGUGGACAAGCGGCAUAAAGAUACUGGACUCUCGGCUGCUCAGCUAGCUGAGUGUACGGGUGCAGAUCAGGAUCUGAUUGUUCGCCUGAUGCGCGUUAUGGCUUCUCUUGGACUAUGCAACACCCCGGCCCCGGAAGUCUAUAUUGCCAAUGAGAAGACAGGAGCCCUCACUCAGCCGAUUGGGAGAGAUGGUAUUCCCUGCAUAUACGAUCUUACCCUUCCCACACUGAGCAAGCUUCCGGAAUACUUCCGUACCCAUGGUUAUGUCAACCCCCAGGAUUAUACUCGGUCGCCGAUGAAAUGGGCGGUUGGUCAGAGCCAGUUUGAAUGGCUUUCAAGUCAUGCGGAGCACCAAGAGCUGUUCAACUCAUAUAUGGCUAGUCGUCGCGAAGGUAAACCGAUGUGGUUCGAUAUAUAUCCCGUUGACCGACUAUUUGGCGAUGCGGUUCCCUACACAGAUACCGUCUUCUUGGUGGAUAUCGGCGGCAACCAAGGGCACGAUUUGAGCAAAUUUCGCAGGGAAUAUGGCCAUUUGCCGGGCAGAAUGGUGCUACAAGACUUGCCCAGCGUGGUUGAGGGGGUAGAUGGUAAAGGCGCAGGGAUCGAGGUGAUGGGGUACAGCUUCAUGGAACCUCAGCCUGUGAAAGGUGCCCGCGUGUACUACUUCCGUUCCAUCUUUCAUGACUGGGACGAUCACAUCAGCCGAGAAAUUCUCCGAAAUACAAUGUCUGCGAUGGCGCCCGAUUAUUCGCGAAUUCUCAUUGUGGAUUUCGUUCUGCCAGACACCGAGACACCUUUGAUGCAGGCUUCCCUCGAUAUUCAGAUGAUGAGCAUAGGAGCUGGCAUUGAACGGUCGGAACAACAGUGGAGAGAUCUCCUACACAGUGCUGGAUUGGAGAUCACUGGAAUUUGGAAUAAGAGCCCCGCGAUGGAGUCGGUGAUUGAAGCAGUUCCGAUAGGAUCCAAGAAAUAG